Messenger RNA from Xiphias gladius (swordfish), 351 nucleotides. It is a transcript of the gene camk2n1a, whose product is annotated as calcium/calmodulin-dependent protein kinase II inhibitor 1a. The coding region runs from base 1 to 240 and encodes 79 amino acids. The record is from RefSeq and is a predicted model, not a curated record. NCBI's taxonomy places the organism in Eukaryota, Metazoa, Chordata, Actinopteri, Istiophoriformes, Xiphiidae. Gene Ontology annotation, biological process: negative regulation of protein kinase activity. Gene Ontology annotation, molecular function: calcium-dependent protein kinase inhibitor activity; protein kinase binding. The transcript is spliced from 2 exons.
AUGUCCGAGGUGCUGCCGUACAACGAGGGGAAAAUGAGCGGCUACGGGGCGGACAGCGAGGUCAGCCAGAUGCCCUUUAGCUGCGGACUGCAGGACACAAGCGCCUUUUUCGCCGCGUCGCAGGCGAAAAGACCCCCAAAGCUCGGACAGAUCGGCAGAGCCAAGCGAGUGGUCAUCGAGGACGACCGAAUAGACGAGGUCCUGAAGGGCAUGACAGACAAGUCCUCACCCGGCGUGUAAACGUGAACGAUGCCUUUGCAGACUUUUUUAAUUUCGAUCACCGAUUUGAAGCACUUGUCGGCUGUGCAUGUUCGAGGAUUGCGGUGAGGAAACGGCGGCAGGGAGCGAGGA